Messenger RNA from Fusarium redolens, 576 nucleotides. RefSeq lists its product as uncharacterized. Lineage: Eukaryota; Fungi; Ascomycota; Sordariomycetes; Hypocreales; Nectriaceae. The record is from RefSeq and is a predicted model, not a curated record. Gene Ontology annotation, biological process: protein histidyl modification to diphthamide. Gene Ontology annotation, molecular function: metal ion binding. The transcript has 2 exons. The coding region runs from base 1 to 576 and encodes 191 amino acids.
AUGUCCGAUGACGAGGGUAUUUCUAUCUAUGACGAGGUCGAGAUCGAAGAUAUGACUUUUGACGAGGCUAUGGGAGUUUACCAGUUCCCAUGUCCUUGUGGCGACAAGUUUCAGAUCACACUCGAGGAUUUGCUGGACGAGCAGGAUAUUGCCGUGUGCCCUAGUUGCAGUCUCAUGAUCCGGGUCAUUUUUGAUUUGCCACCGUUCCGCCGUGAGCACGACACCUUUAAGGAGCUUGAAGCUGCUCUGUCCAACCCAACACCGGUAAAUCGGCCACAAAUUCCGGAAUCCUUGGACAUUUCAUUUUCGCAACGUCCUCAACUCAACGCGAACGGAAAUCCCUGCUUGUGUAGGAUAAGAGAGGCUCCAGGGUACGUUGAAGCCCGGCUGAUGCUGGUUCACGGUACUCUAUGUCGUCGCCACGAUCAGCUAAUUUACAAGGGCGACAGGCAGGGAGGAAUUGAGGCCCCAGUCAAGAAAGAUAAGAGCACAGUACAAAACGGCAUGUCGGAAAUAAAUUUCCCGCCCAGCUUUUACUCCGUUGAAUCAGGGUUCUUGCCAAGCUUUCAGAGAUAA